This is a messenger RNA of Nycticebus coucang (slow loris), 4057 nucleotides long. RefSeq names its product guanylate cyclase 2G-like. The record is from RefSeq and is a predicted model, not a curated record. Gene Ontology annotation, molecular function: protein kinase activity; ATP binding; guanylate cyclase activity. Gene Ontology annotation, cellular component: membrane. Lineage: Eukaryota; Metazoa; Chordata; Mammalia; Primates; Lorisidae. Gene Ontology annotation, biological process: receptor guanylyl cyclase signaling pathway; protein phosphorylation; cGMP biosynthetic process.
AUGGCUCCCAGGACAGAGCUUGAGGCCUCACUCAAAUCUGGGGUCUGUUUGGGUGUUGAGUGCCAUGCUGACCACCCAAUGCUGGUUCUGAUGCUAUUCACCAGUGUGCUGGUGACAUGGCUUGAGGCUGCUAAACUCACUGUAGGCUUCCAGGCCCCUUGGAACAUCUCUCAUCCCUUCAGCGCGCAAAGGCUUGGUGCAGGCCUCCAGAUUGCCUUGGACAGCAUCAACUCAGAGCCAGACUUUGGUAACUUCAGUUUGGAGUUCACAUACACCAACUCAGCCUGCAGCAACAAGGAAUAUCUUUCUAUUUUCAUCAACCAGGUCCAGAAAGAACAGAUUUCUGCCCUAUUUGGACCAGCAUGCCCAGAAGCAGCAGAGGUUAUUGGUUUGCUGGCCUCUGAGUGGAACAUACCCAUGUUUGACUUUGUUGGACAAAUGGAGAAACUGGACAACCACUUCUUGUAUGACACCUGCGUGAAACUUGUGCCAUCCAGGAAGGACAUAGGUGAUGUGCUCCACAGAAGUCUCCAGUACCUGGGCUGGAAGCACAUUGGGAUGUUCGGAGGCUCCUCUGGGACUUCCUCCUGGGACAGAGUAGAUGAGCUGUGGAGCGUUGUAGAGCACGAACUCAAAUCCCAUUUCGCCAUCACUGGCAGCAUGAGGUACACCACCAGCAAUCCCGUCCUCCUUCGAGAGAAUCUCAGGAGCGUGUCAUCAAGUGCCAGGGUUAUCACCUUAAUCUGCAGGUCAGAGGAUGCACAAGUUAUUCUUCUGGAUGCAGAGAACCUGGGACUCAACACUGGAGAGUUUGUCUUCAUCAUUUUGCAGCAGACGGAGGACAGUUUUUGGAAGGCGGUGCUGACAAGUCCAAAGGUGAGACACUUCCCGAAAGUCUAUGAGUCGGUGCUUCUCAUUGCCCUGAGCUCCUACAGAGAAGGCCCCAGGCUUGAAGGCUUCUGGAAACAAGUCUACCGGAGGCUGAGGAGGCCGCCUUUCCACAGCACUAUCUCCUCAGAGGAAUAGGUGAGCCCUUACUCCACCUACCUCCAUGACGCUGUGCUCCUCUAUGCUCGGACUGUGGGGUGGAUAGUAAAGGCUGGCAGGGACGUCCAGGAUGGGCGGCAGCUGGUCAGCAGCCUGAAAGGUUCCAAACAGACUGUGGUUCAGGGAAUCACUGGCCCUGUGUUUGUGGAUUCCCAGGGGGAAAGGCACAUGGACUACUUGGUUUAUGCCCUACAGAAAUCUGGAAACGGGUCCCUUUUCCUUCAUUAUGACAGUUACCAGAAAGUAAUCAGACCUGCAGGGAAUCUUUCCAACGUCACUUGGCCCCAUGGCUCCCUUCCUGAAGACAGACCUGGCUGUGGAUUUUACAAUGAACUCUGCAACACGGAGCCUGUGGUGAGAGGUGAGACUGCUGUGAUUCUCACAGUGACACUCCUUAUUACUGCCUCGGGAGCUGCCAUCCUGGGUCUGAUUUUAAGGAUGCAGAAGGGAAAACUGCAGAGGCAAAAUAAAGACAUGUGGUGGAAAAUCAACUAUGACAACAUUGUCAUUCUUCCCCGGAACAAGCCAUUCCAGAGAGGCAUACCUGUGUCGAGAGGGAAUAUGAGUAACUCAUCCAGUGCGAUGAUUUCUGUGGACCUCGGGUCCUUUGUCAAGAGCCAGCAGGGGGAGGAGCUCUUCUAUGCCCCAGUAGGGUUUUACCAGGGAAACCACGUGGCCAUCUGCUAUGUUGGUGACCAAGCAGCAGCCUGGGUUAGAAAGCCGACUGCGCUACAGGAAAUCCAGCUGAUGUGUGAAUUAAGGCACGAGAACAUUGUUUACUUCUUUGGUAUUUGCGCAGAAUCACCUAACAUCUGCAUCAUCAACCAGUAUUGCAAAAAAGGAAGUCUUAAGGAUGUUUUGAGAAGCUCUGAUCAUGAAAUGGAUUGGAUAUUCAAAAUCUCAUUUGCAUGUGACAUAGUCAGUGGCAUGCUGUUUCUCCACGGGAGCCCCCGGGGGUCCCAUGGCAACCUGAAGCCUUCCAAUUGCCUGGUGGACGGGAGGAUGCAGGUGAAGCUGACGGGAUUUGGGCUGUGGGAACUCAAGUACGGCCAGAUGCUCAGAACCUUCGAUGAGAAAACUACCGACCCCUCAGAGCUCUACUGGACGGCCCCAGAGCUGCUGCGGCUCCCAGAGACACCCUGGUCGGGCACCCCCAAAGGAGACGUUUACAGCUUCGCCAUUCUGAUGCGGGAGCUGACACACCACCCUGGCCAUGGGUCCUUUGACGACCUCCAGGAGGCACCAGCUGAGGGAAAUUGUCAUCCUCGUCGUCACAUCACAUCGAGGGCACACGCCAUCCAUGUGACUGUCACAGUGGAUGUUGACCCUGAUUACCUGGCGGAGGACCUGUGUGUCCGUUUUGCCACUGUAAAGUCACUCUUGAUUUCCCUCCAUACCAUGCUCCACAGCAGAAGUCCCCCGAAGCCUACGCCUACAGGGAAUCAUCAACAGGAUCAAAGACCCCACAGCAUCGUUCCACUGCGACCUUCCCUGUUGGAGGAGAAGAGCGAUGAAAAGAUUGUGGCCAUGGUGGUGGCAUGCUGGGCUGAAUCUCCAGAGAAUAGGCCCACUUUUCUGUCCAUCAAGAAAACUUUAGGAGAAGCCAGUCCCAAAGGCCAUAUGAGCAUACUGGACAGCGUGGUGAGCAAGCUGGAAGUGUAUGCCAGUCACCUGGAGGAAGCGGUGGCAGAGAGGACAAGCCAUCUGAUGGCAGAGAAGAGGAAGGUGGAGAAGUUUCUGUCCACCAUGUUGCCCAGCUUCAUUGGAGAACAACUCAUAGCUGUGAAGUUUGUGGAACCAAAACAUUUUGAGUCCGUGACCAUCUUUUUCUCCGACAUUGUGGGAUUCACAAAGCUACGUUCGCUCAGCACCCCCCUGCAGGUUGUAAAGCUCCUCAAUGACCUGUACAGUUUGUUCAAUCACAUCAUUGCAGCCUAUGACAUGUAUAAGGUUGAGACCAUUGGAGACGCAUACACGGUGGCCAGCAGACUUCCCAUCCACAAUGGGAGCCAGCACGUGCACGAGAUUGCCACCAUGUCCCUGCACUUCCUCAGUGCCACCAUCCACUUCCAGACUGGGCAUUUGCCCAAGGAGAAGCUCAGGCUCCAGAUUGGCCUCCACACAGGUCCUGUGGUGGCUGGUGUGGUAGGCAUCACCAUGCCCAGAUACUGUCUGUUUGGGGACACUGUGAACGUGGCAUCCAGGAUGGAGAGUAGCAGUUUGCCUGUCCGAAUCCAGGUCUCCCAGAGCACGGCAGGUGCCCUGCUGGCAGUGGGAGGGUACGAGUUGCAAAAGAGAGGCACCAAUCCAGUCAAGGGCAAAGGAGAGCAGACAACUUUCUGGUUGAAAGGCAAGGAAGGCUUCACUAUUGCACUCCCUGAAUUUACUGAGGAAGAAGCUCAAGUCCCAGAGAUCUUGGGAGGAUCUGAUCUUCUGAAGGCCUUCAGAAUCAAGACAGAAGCUUAGGAGGGAAAGCAGAAGGCAUUUAUGUCAGGGGACAAUUGCGUUUUCUCUUCUCUUAUUUGGGAUCAUGACUUCUGGACUCCAUUUUGCUCAACCAUGAAAGAAAACAAGGCCUCUGUUAUGAGGCCUUAGAGAUUUGGACUUGUACCCAUCUAUCUGUCUAUCCAUCCAAUCAUCCAUCCAUCCAUCCAUCCAUCAUCUAACCAUCCAUCUACCUAUCCAUCAAUAUAUCUAUCCAUUCAUCUAUUCAUUCAUUCAUCAGUCUUUCCACCCAUCCAACCGUUCAUCCAUCCAUCCAUCCAUCCAUCCAUCCAUCCAUCCAUCCAUCCAUCCAUCCAAUCAUCCAACCAUCCAUCUACCUAUCCAUCUAUCCAUCUAUUUAUAUGAACAUUAAUUAAUUUGAGGAGCACUUAUUAAGCACCUGCUUUGUGCCAGCUAUCACACCGCUGGGGGACACAAGAAAACACAACACUUCCCUUGAUCUUUAGCUUACAGUUUAAAGGCACACGUAGCUGUUGUAUAGUAUUGCUAUGCACAAAAAUGUAGA